UAUGCUGUUAGAAAGACGAUUGCCCAAGGUUUGCUGGAUUUCGCCUUAUUGAUGGCCAAUGCAUCUCAACUAAAAGCUUUGUUAGAUGUUAGACCAGAAAAUCGUGACAUGUUGUUUAUACCCAUGCUGGUUUUAAUCGCACUGUCGGUGUUUAUGCAAGUUACAGUCGGAGUAUUGUUAUUACUGCUUGGAUCUCGAGAAGCCAAAACUGAAGAAGACAUGUCUAAAAGAAAUGCCAUGAAUAAUGGAGUAACUGGUCUCAUUUUAUUCAUAACUGUAGUCAAUGUGUUUAUUUCGGCGUUUGGGAUCAAAUUUUCGGACGAUGGAGCUCAUGGUGUUCCUUGA
This is a messenger RNA of Lottia gigantea (owl limpet), 345 nucleotides long. RefSeq lists its product as hypothetical. Lineage: Eukaryota; Metazoa; Mollusca; Gastropoda; Lottiidae. The record is from RefSeq and is a predicted model, not a curated record. Gene Ontology annotation, cellular component: membrane. The annotation marks the transcript as partial. Gene Ontology annotation, biological process: cell adhesion; tissue regeneration. The transcript has 2 exons.